Messenger RNA from Notechis scutatus (mainland tiger snake), 1704 nucleotides. It is a transcript of the gene CCS, whose product is annotated as copper chaperone for superoxide dismutase. Gene Ontology annotation, molecular function: copper ion binding. Lineage: Eukaryota; Metazoa; Chordata; Lepidosauria; Squamata; Elapidae. Gene Ontology annotation, biological process: superoxide metabolic process. The record is from RefSeq and is a predicted model, not a curated record.
UCACCUUCAAAGCGGUCCGGGUAGGCCAUUUUUUUUCCUCGUUUUUAUUCUCGAAGACAAGAUGGACGGAGCUCCGGAAAGGGGCGGAGGCCUCCGCUGCACGCUGGAAUUUGCUGUUGAGAUGACUUGUCAAAAGUGUGUAGAGGCGGUUCAGAAAACACUGCAAAAGACACCGGGCCUCCGCAUAGUUGACAUCAAGCUGGAUUCGCAGACUGUGCUGGUGGAGACAAGUCUUGGAACUGAGGAAGUCCAGAACCUUUUAGAAACGACGGGGCGUAAGGCUGUGCUGAAAGGAAUGGGAAGUAAUGUUCCAGGAUUGCUCGGCACUGCUGCCGUGGCCAUGGUGUCGGGCCGUGGACUGAUCCAAGGGGUCGUGAGGUUCCUGCAAGUCUCGCCCGAAAAGUGCCUUGUGGAUGGCACGAUCGACGGCCUUCCACCAGGGCUGCACGGGCUUCAUGUCCAUGAAUUUGGAGACCUCAGCCGGACUUUUGACAGUUGUGGAGACCACUUCAACCCCAAAGGGGAAUGCCAUGGAGGCCCCCAGGAUCUGCACAGGCAUGCAGGUGAUCUUGGGAACAUCUUGGCCACUGCUGAUGGAAGAGCAUCCUUUCGGAUGGAAGAUCACCAGCUGAAGGUGGACGAUAUAAUUGGCCGUUCCUUGGUAGUAGACGAAGGGGAGGAUGACUUGGGCCGCGGGAAUCACCCACUGUCAAAAAUCUCUGGAAAUUCUGGGGAGAGAGUGGCCUGCGGAAUCAUUGCUCGCUCAUCCGGCCUCUUCCAGAAUCCCAAGAAAAUAUGUACCUGCAGCGGAGUGACCCUUUGGGAAGAGCGGGAAAGAUCUGCCACCAGGCUAGGCCAGGCCGUUCCCGAACACCCUACUCCUCACCUGUAGGACAUGGGUUGCUGCCAUUGCUCCCCUCGCUCUGGAGUUUGCAAAGGGGGUUCAGCUAUUCUCUUUAGGUGCCUCCCGCAAUGACCCCAAUAAGGCAGGUUCGGGUGUGGGUGUGUGUUUGUGUGUCUGGAGAGAGACACAAACAUACAAAUCGGCUUUUGCUGGCAGGAGGAAAAGAUCAUCAUUGCACUUUGGAUAGAUUCCCCCCCCCCCCAAAAAAAAAAAACACCUCCAAACAUUCCAAUAAUGCACAUCACUUUUAGAUUUUGUUUUGGUUUUCCACACACACGCACAAUUUUUUUAGGCUUAAGUUUGGGGAUUUGGGAGUUUUUGCUGCCUUCCUUUUGCAUCUUUUUUUUUUUUUUUUUGCAUCUAUGCCUUCAUUUUAGGAUUGUGGGAACAGUGCCUUUCUCCCCCCUCCCCCCUUUCUCUGCGGGGCACAGAAGGAAGAAAAUCAACAGAUCUGGUCUGCAGCCAUAGAUGAGGCUUAACGCUGGUGAGAUUGCAGUUGAUGGUUUAAAAGGGGGAGCCCCUUCCUUCCCCCCCCUGCCAAAAAGGGGAACUUUCUCUGUUAGGUUGGGGCAAUGGGGGACAGCAUUCUUUGCCCUGCCCUGUUUAUCUCAAGAAGAAUAUAUUGAGAGGCAUAGGGGUUGCUACAACACCAAAAAUUGUUCGUACAGGCAGGCAGGCCUCAGCUUACAACAGUUCAUUGAAUGACUGAAUGGCACUCAAAACAGUGGCUUAUGACCAUGGCAGCAUUUCAACAGUCAGGUGAUUAAAAUUCGGAUUUGCUCGUCAACUGGCUCCUAUUU